This is a messenger RNA of Lycium ferocissimum, 569 nucleotides long. RefSeq lists its product as uncharacterized. NCBI's taxonomy places the organism in Eukaryota, Viridiplantae, Streptophyta, Magnoliopsida, Solanales, Solanaceae. The coding region runs from base 150 to 569 and encodes 139 amino acids. The record is from RefSeq and is a predicted model, not a curated record. The transcript has 2 exons.
CUAACCUUAUUUCUACUUCAAAAUUAAACUUUAUUUUUCAGUCACUAGAACUACGUCGUCCAGCAAAUUCAUGGGAUGUAUUUCAAAAGCUGCACAAAAGAAAGGAUGGCAGCUUUGUUGACACCAAGUCUAAGAGCAUUAAUGAUAAAAUGGAGGCUGUGGUGGCUGCUGCUAUUUCGAGCUCAUCAGAUGGGUCGCAAGAAGUGCUAGAACUCGAUGUAAAUCGCCUGUACUUGGAUGUCGUGGGUGGAGAGAAAAAACGACGUGUGUAUGGAUUGGAAUCUCAAGGUUUGACUAUGUACGAAGACCAAAAUUCUACCACUUCACGCAAUUUAUCUGCGGUGACUGAUCGUAUUGCUCAAGAGCGCAUCAAACUGCUUGAGGAAGAGAUGUUGCGUAUGAGAGAAAAUCAAGAGAGGAUUCUUCAAGAGCGUGUAGAGGCGGAGGCGCAACAACGCGUAGCGCGGGAGGUCUUGCUUUUGAGGCAACAAAGUGAUGAUCGGUUUAAGUCUAUGGAGGAGCGAUGGACCCGUAUGAUGAGCGAGAUGGCGUUAUCUUCUCGCUCAUGA